This is a messenger RNA of Dicentrarchus labrax (European seabass), 2519 nucleotides long. RefSeq names its product family with sequence similarity 98 member B (gene tslig3b). Gene Ontology annotation, cellular component: tRNA-splicing ligase complex. Bases 170 to 1291 code for a protein of 373 amino acids. The transcript is spliced from 8 exons. The record is from RefSeq and is a predicted model, not a curated record. Lineage: Eukaryota; Metazoa; Chordata; Actinopteri; Moronidae.
ACUCCGGCUCACGUACACAACCACAACAGCGAGGAGGCAUGAUAGCGCCGCAGAAAAUGAAUGGGUCCAAAAACCGUACAUGUUGACUAAGAUUUUACCCGCAACGCCGUCAUGUUUUAAGUAAAUAACACAUAAACAACAACAACAACAACAACUCGCGGAUUCAGCCAUGGAGGGCGACAUUCUGGACUCGUUAGAGCAGCUCGGCUAUGACGGCCCCGUGCUGGAGGAGAAGGCGCUGCUCAGAGCCGCAGAGGGAGGCCUGUCCUCUCCUGAGUAUGUGGACCUGUGCAGGUGGCUGGCAUCCAGGCUGAAGCCUCUGUGUGGUCUGGAGGAGAGCAUUACUUCCGGUCCAGACGACAUUGACAGCCUUCAGGUGGAGAUGAGUGGUUUGCUGAAGGAGCUGCACUGUCCUUACAAAGAGGUCGUCUCAGGGAUUCUCAAAGGCAGCGUGCCAAAUGCAAAAGAUCAUCUCAAGUUUGUGUUGUUUCUAAGCUCCGAGCUCCAGGCGGCUCAGAUUGUGCGGAGCGGACGAGUCUCUGAUAAGCAAACAGAGGAGAGUCCGGUGUGUCAGGACCUCCUGGCAAUCUGUGAAACACUGAACCUACCGGAGCCCCGAGGACAGGACGCGGCAGGGGUUUUCUCUCAAAUCCAAGACAAGGUUGAUAAAGUACUUACAGAUCUUCCAAAUGGCUCCAUCGGAAAUCCAGUACUAAAGAAAUCUCUAUCCAGUGAACAGUGGGAGAAGUUGCACAACAUAAACACAGUUCUGUCGUCAGAGUACGAGUGUCGGCGCAGGAUGCUGAUCAAACGGCUGGACGUCACAGUUCAGUCGUUUGGGUGGUCGGACAGAGCCAAGGUAAAGGUCGACAGCAUGGCGAGGGCCUACCAGCCUAAGAGACAUUCUCUGAGGCCGCAGACCACAGUGGACAUGGCUGAGCUAUUAGCUGCCAGAGAAGACAUCUGCAACGUGGUGAAGACAAGCAGCGGCUCCAGCAGGGAGAAGACCGUUUGUGCUGUCAACAAGAUCCUGAUGGGUAGGGUUCCGGACAGAGGAGGACGUCCCUCUGAGAUACAAGCGCCACCUCCUGAGAUGCCGCCCUGGCAAAAAAGACAAGAUGGCGGAGGAGGUGGUGGCUGGGGAGGCCGUGGUGGAGGAAGAGGAGGAGGAGGUGGUUGGGGAGGAGGUGGUGAUGGAGGUUGGAGAGGUGGUGGUUGGAACCAAGGAGGACAUGGUGGACAUGGAAGUUAUGGUGGACAUGGAGGCAAGAGAGGACGGUACCAGUAUUAAUGUCCCGUUGGUUAGGAUUUUAAAAAUCUGAUCCACAUGUAGUGUUUCACAUGAACUGUUGGCAGUGAAAAAUCUUCCUAAUUUCGAUGUUUCUAGUUUUUACUUUGAGUGUAUCAUUCUUCUUUUUUAUAUUCCCAUCAGUGUUUUUUUUUUAAGUGAAAACACCAGUAUUACUGUAACAUCCAUACAAGUACUUUUUUUGUACAAAAACAAAUUAUUAUUUAACAUGUGCAUUGGGCAAUAACACUGAAACUGGGUCCCAAAUCCAUACUACAUACUAAUCCUAGGGAGGUUUGGUGUAAGUACUGUGUGUUCACACUGUGUAAGUGACACUUACAUCAUUAAUUUAACUUAUGGAGCAACAGGAAAAGAUCAAAACUAAUAGUGGAUGGUCGUCAAAUAUCUCCAGGAACCAAAAACUAAUCAAAUUCAAAUUCUGGCAAUUUUUUUUAACCUUUUUAAAGUGUGUAGAUUUCCAAUUAUAAGUGCAAAAAUAGGAUACUAUGAAGAUUAGGCUGUGGCUCAGAGGCAGAGCGGGUCGUUCCUUAAUCGGAAGGUUGUUGGUUCGAUCCCCGGCUCCUGAUGCCACAUGUCGAAGUAUCCUUGAGCAAGAUACUGAACCUUGAAUUGCUCCCGAUGCUGUGCAUCGGUGUGUGAAUGCAUUAGCUUCUGUUCGAUGGGCUGUGGUGUAAAAGCGCUUUGAGUGGUCGGAAGACUAGAAAGGCGCUAUACACAUUACCAUUUACCAUUAGUGAAUAAUUAGUGUGUUGUAUGGAACAGGGACACAGCUUUCAAAAUAGUUCAGGUAUCAGAGGGAAAUCUGACUUUUAAACACUGAAAACUGCAAAAAAGAACCUAAAUAUUGUGAAAAUGUAUGUAACUGAACUGUUGGAGGGGUGUAAGAGUGGAUUGAAGGAUGCUGAAAAGGACAUCUACAAAACUUCUAAGGCGAAUUGCAGACCAGCAAUCUCUCCCUGGCUAAAGAGACGUAAUGACUGCAACUGCUGCUACCUGUCAGAGAACAAACUGAGGACACUGUAAGAAGACUGGACUAAAACACAGGGAAGUGUGUCCGUCCUCUGCCUCUAUUAAUCUGUACUUUACAUUUCAGACUGAAAAAUAUCCUCUCGACUCAGUUUCUUGAAGAUUCUGUACCAGCUAUCAUGACUGUGAUCCCUUUUUCACCUCUGAAUUUAUUUAAUAAAGAGAUCUUCCAAUAAUGUACAAA